Molecule: messenger RNA, 4409 nt
Organism: Jaculus jaculus (lesser Egyptian jerboa)
Lineage: Eukaryota; Metazoa; Chordata; Mammalia; Rodentia; Dipodidae
Gene: Ggn
Product: gametogenetin
Exons: 3
Coding region: 435-2429 (664 amino acids)
Biological process (GO): double-strand break repair; gamete generation
Molecular function (GO): ubiquitin protein ligase binding
Source: RefSeq, a predicted model, not a curated record
CUUAAUAGUGUGGUCUGAGAGCCUGACCAAAAGGCUGGCAAGAACUGGCUCUUAAAGCCUGGAGAUCCUGGGCGUGGCCCAAAGUGUAGGAUCUAAGCAUCCAAAGGGACAGGGUUGAAGCUUUAGUACUUUCGGAAGUUGGGGCCUAAGAGUAAGAAUCGCUGCCCUUGCGUGGUGGCGCACGCCUUUAGUCCCAGCACUCGGGAAGCUGGGGUAGGAGGAUCGUUGGAGUUCGAGGCCAGCCUGAGCUAGACCAAGAUCUUAACUCGAAAAGAACGUCCUGUCUCAGGGAACAGUCAACUAAGAGACCUGGGCUAUGAGAAUAUUGGACAGGGGCGGGCCGAUGAAAAGGAAGUCCAAGAACAGUCUGCUUCGUGGGGUCCCCACCGUAACGGCUGACUUUCUUUGACCACAGUCCCCGACCUCCGUCGGAAAUGGGGAAUGUGCAGUCGGACCCGUCCGCGGGCGGGGGCUCCCGCAAAGAGCAGGCCUCCGACCGUGCCUCCGAUUCCCGCCGGACGUCCCUGGUGGAGCCCGAGGUGACCCCCUCCUCCCCGGCCAUGCGCCUGGCUCGAGGGCUGGGUGUCUGGUUCCCUGGCAGUUCCGCGUCCCCGGGACUCCUGAUGCCCCCGGAGCCCCAGGCCUCACCCGCGCCCCUGCCCCUGACCUUAGAACUGCCCUCGCCAGUGACGCCCCCUCCAGAGGAAGCGGCUGUGGCUGCCGUCUCCACACCAUCCCCGGUCCCCGUGGGGACUCUGCUGCCCGCGCCGUCUAAGUGGCGAAAACACACGGGCACUACGGUGCCUCGGAUUCGAGGCCUGUUGGAGGCGAGCCAUCGCGGACAGGGUGACCCUCCGAGCCUCCGCCCGCUGCCUCGGCAACUAACCGAAAAGGACCCGGUCCCGAGGGCCCCAGCCCCACCUCCGACACCUCUAGAGCCGCAGAAGCCCCUGCUACCACCACCACCAUCACCACCACCUUCCGACCCGCAGCCCCUGAACAACAGAAUCCCUCUGGCCACAUCCACCACAAGCCCCACAGAAAGCCAGGUCAGGCAUCGCAGCGAGGGUCAGGCGGCCGGCGGAGCCCUUGGAGGGGCGCCUUCCCAAGCUGGAGAGGGCGAAAUGGCCCGUUCUGCUGCUUCUGAGUCAGGCCUGAAUCUGCUGUGUAAAGUCACCUUCAAGUCGGGCUCCCACUUGUCCUCCGCAACUUCGGGUCCUUUAGCGGCCAAAGCCUCUAACCCUGGGAGCAGCGGAGGUGGAGGUCUCUUCACUGCCUCCGGUGCCAUCUCUUAUGCUGAGGUGCUGAAGCAGGGAACCCUACCUCCUGGAGCCUCUCGUCCCCUGGGAGAGGUCCCACGUACAGCACAGGAAACCGAAGGCGGCGAUGGAGAUGGUGAAGGGUGUUCUGUUCCGCCUUCGGCACCUGCGCCCCACGUCCGAGCUCUGCCGCCACCCCCCUACACCACCUUCCGAGGCUCGAAGCCCAAAUUCGACUGGGUGAGCCCUCCUAAUGGCACGGAACGGCAUUUCCGCUUCAACGGGGCUGUCGGAGGCAUCGGGGAACCCCGACGGCGUGCAGCCACCAUUUCUGGGCCCUGGGGUUCCCCUCCGACACCCACUGGGCCGACACACUCAGCUCCAGGGCCCCGCAGGCCCCCACCUGCCCUGCUGGCGCCGCCCAUGUUCAUCUUCCCGGCGCCCACCAAUGGUGAACCCUUGCGUCCAGGGUCUCCCGGUCUGCAGCAGACACCUCCUUUGCCACCGCCACCACCCACUCAACCAGCCACGCCGCCUCCAGCACCACCACCCACGCCCCAGCCACCCACGCUCCAGCAGAUGCCGCUGCCGGUGGUCCGCCCUCCCACCCCAGGCCAGGGCCACGGCCACGUGGAGUCAGCCCAGGCUCCUGCCCCACCUCCCAUCCUACCUCCCACUUUGGCCGCAGACCAGGCUGUGACACCUACCCUGGCCCCAGCUCCAAGUACCGCAGAGCCAUCGAUGCCCGUACCCCCACCCAUCAAGACUCGCCCUCGCAGGCACAAGGGUCCGCGUGUGGCUCGAGGCGUUAUUCGUGAAGAUGGCACCCCAGCAGACCACCCUCGCGAACCGAUUAUGGCUACAGUGAAGGACAGCGGCAGUGGAGGAGGUGGCAGCAGGGCCCCUACCACUGGGGCAUCUAACAAGGGCACGGUUCAUCACUGGCCACCCUUCCAGGCUGAGCACACCCACCAACCACCUGAGCGAACCGCCAUGGGUUGCUACCAUCAAGCUAGCUGGCUCUCUGGUAGCUGGGCUGGAACACUACGACUUGCAGACCACCCAUUCCAACUGAGUCUACUCAACACCCUCUGCUUCGUCCUCCUUGCCAAUAAAGUACCCAGUCUAAAUGCCUUGCCCAGCUACCUAUCAGUAACCACUGGGAUCUGAAGUAGAGGGCCAAGAAUGGGAGCCCCCACCCCAUGUGCCAUCCUGGACUUUGAAGGCAAGGUCUCAUGUAGCCCAUGCUGGCCCUAAAACUGUGUAGCCGAUGUAACACUAAAGCCAGCUCUGGAUGACUUUUGAAAACUCCAAGCUCCACAUAUGGCUCAGCCAGGUUUGGACUCAGACUCCUAGACUGCUUACCAAGAACUUCAAAGCAAGCAAUAGGCUGGUAGGCCAGGAGCUUUCCAAGUCACAGUGCAGGCUGAGGAAGAAGGGGAACUAGGGCUCACCUCUUUGUUCCACAGAUCACUCAUAAUGGUAGAUCACAGGCAGGGUCCAUUUCAUGGUCAUUUUUAAGUUAUUUAAUUUAUUGCCAAGGUUUUUUAAAAAUUGAGACACUUCACCCCUUCUAUGAAAAAAACUGAUGCUCUGCCCAAUACUGCAAUGUGUACACAUCUAGCUAAAGUCCCUCUAACUGGGCCUGUGCUCUCCCAUGGGUCAUUGGGCAUGUGUGAAACCCAGAGGAAUGGCCAAUGGACAACACCCAAAAGGGUGUUAUUUGUAACUCCCAAUAGCCCCCAAACUUCAAUGAUCUGCAGGAAUAUGUCUCCAGCCAUACCACUGGGGAGACAGGCCCUGGAAGAGAGGUUUAUCCACUUUUAUUGGAGGCCAGCCGGCACUGGGACGCUUGGGACUGGCCCUGCCCAUCCACCCCAGCCAAAGCUCAGACGAUCAUCUCCAGUUGCCGGGCAUAUUCAAUGACCUGUUUGGCCAGUUCAGUGGAAGGGAUGGUAGUGUCUUCUGGCUUCUGCUGCUGGCUGGCAAAGCUGUAGUAGUUGUUCGGGCCCAGGACCCAUCCUCUCUGUGGGAAAGAAAGAGAUUAGAGAUUGAUGGGUAAUCCCACAGGCCAUCCCAUGGAGUCCCUUGUCUCAUGGCUUAUUUCCUCACUAAACCCCUCCACCCACACAACUAGAGCCAAGGAAUUUCAUUCUGUGCUUCAGUUUCUCCAUGUUUGAGAUAGGGACCCUACUCAUGCUCUGAUCUGGGCCUGCUGCAAGGAUUCAGGAAAUCAAAACCUUUGGUGAGCAAAAAUAGUAUUUGGCCCACAGUAAUCAAUGGCUGUAGCUGUCACUCAAGAGGCAAUUUUAUCCCUUCUUCCUGCCUCCUGGGAAAGCAGGGUCAGUGCACCAAGCAUCAGCAUCUCCUGGGGCACUGUUCGUAUUCAAAUGCUCCACACCAAAUGAAGCAGUCUUAUGGAAAAAGCUCCCAGUAUGGAAUUCUGACAAGGAAAAAUCCAACAUGCACAGCACUUUCGCACCUGACAAUAGCUCAUCCCAUCUUAACUCCCUUUUAUGGAGAGGCAAACUGAAGCUCAAAGAGGCUGGAAAAUUUGCCUGAUAUCCCUCAGCUGGAUUUAAUCCUAGACAGAUUGUUUGCCCUACUGUCCUUCUAGAUUACCCACUGUGCAACAGCGUGUUAAAGGGUGCAUUUCCCAGCUCCACAAGCCCUUGUCCCACACCCCAGCCACCUUCUUGGCAUAGUCCGUCAUCUUUUUGGGUGUAUUAAAGAAGAGGAUCCGGGUGGCCUCAGUGAAAACGAUUUUCUCAUAAGCCUUCUCAAUGCAUCCUGCAAUCUCAUCCCUGCAAGAGGAGGACAUGGUUCUUAUUAUGAGGAAACAACUUCUCAGGCUUGAUCCUUAGGUCCAGCAUUGAUGGCUGAAUACUUUUCUACCCUAGGUUACUGAUAGAGGAACUCACAACUCAGUCUCAGACUCCAGAACAGUGGAACCAAUUAUGGAUCUACACUUUGAACCCUACUACUAGCCACAGGGUGGAUUUCAGAACUGAGGAAGCUAAGGCAUGAAAACUGCUAUGAGUUCCAGGGAAACCUGGGCUAUAUAGGCUGAAAUCCUGCCUCAAAAUUCCAAGAUGUUAAAAAAAAAGGGGGGGGGGGGAGUGGAGAAGGGGAACUUGCAAAACCUUGUCA